GACACAGCAGUGUCUAGGGCGUCUCCGUCAACGACAGCAGCCUGUUAUCUCCCCUCUCCUGUUCCAGUUAAACGCCGCUUAGUGAAGCCCCCCCCCCCGGCCGUCUGCUGUGAACAUGGCCCGGACAGCUUCGCUUGUUGUCCUGUUUUCAGUCGCGCUGCCCGCUGCGUUGGCCGGUGUGUUUUUUAACCAGAAGCAACCCUGUUAUGUCCGCUCACCGAGGAGAAACGACUUUGGAGUGAAGACUGCUCCACAGCCUCAUGAGUAUUUAAACAUUUCUGAUCUGCCCAAGUCAUGGGACUGGAGGAACAUCAACGGCACCAACUAUGUGAGCACAACCCGCAACCAGCACAUCCCCCAGUACUGUGGCUCCUGCUGGGCCCACGGCAGCACCAGCGCCAUGGCAGACCGCAUCAACAUUAAGCGGAAAGGAGCGUGGCCUUCUGCCUAUCUCUCUGUCCAGCAUGUGAUCGACUGUGGUGAUGCGGGCAGUUGCCAUGGAGGUGAUCACAGUGGAGUUUGGGAGUACGCUAACACUCAUGGGAUCCCAGAUGAGACCUGCAAUAACUACCAGGCUAAAGACCAGAAGUGCAAACCCUUCAAUGAAUGUGGCACAUGCACCACCUUUGGAGUGUGCAAUAUUGUAAAGAACUACACCCUGUGGAAAGUGGGAGAUUUUGGAGACGUCAGCGGGAGGGAGAAGAUGAUGGCAGAGAUCUACGCGAGAGGACCGAUCAGCUGUGGGAUCAUGGCCACAGAGAAGCUGGAUGCCUACAGUGGAGGUCUCUACUCUGAGUAUCAGGACAGUGCUUUCAUCAACCACAUCGUGUCUGUGGCAGGGUGGGGAGUGGAGGACGGCGUGGAAUACUGGAUUGUACGCAACUCCUGGGGAGAGCCAUGGGGUGAGAAGGGCUGGCUCAGGAUCGUGACCAGUGCCUACAAGGGAGGAAGUGGCAGCAAAUACAACCUGGCGUUGGAGGAGGACUGCAUGUACGGAGACCCAAUUGUCCCCAAGGCCUACCUGUAGAGGACGCCACCACCCACUGCACGCUCUUAUGUCUUCCUGUCCGGGGUAGAGGGAAACGUUUUAUAUGCAAAAUGGUGAAAAGGGAUUAAGCUCAAUUUUUUUUCUUUUGUAAAGAUCUUUGCAAUUAUGUUUUACAUUUGUAACCAGGGGUGCCAAGGCCCUCCAGCUGGACAUCAGACCUGCUCGAAUCAGUGCAGGUUUUCUGAUUUUUACCACAGUAAGGUCUGCAGGCUGUUUUAACAGCCUGAAACGUAACAAUUGAGUGAGAGGAGUGAAACACAUGAAUACAGCCAAUUUCUGUGGCAAAGCAAAAUUCAAGCACUGCACCCCGAAUAGCCAAAUUCUUCAGUUCACAUAAUCAAGAGGACACAGACGGCUUUUCACAUUUUGGAUUUUCUAAUGCAUACUGACUCAGCCAAAGAACACAGUAAUUUGUCCUGCACUUCUCCGACACUGAAUGUUUUCAGUGUGUGGUGUUAUUGUAUUGAUGAUAUUGCACUACACCCUGAUACAGGAUUUGUACACAUAAACUGAAAAAAGUCUAAUUUAAGUGUGCCUUACAUGAACUUGCAGUCAAGUAAAGAUUUAUGUAAUUUGCUGCUUUUCACACUGAAUCUACACAUCAGAAAUCGAAACCUUGGUUUUGUUUCAAACCUUGCUAAUAAACACUUAAAAGUGAUGCUCCACACAAAAUCUGUCCUUUGAGUAUCAAUCACCGUCGCC
This is a messenger RNA of Chelmon rostratus (copperband butterflyfish), 1750 nucleotides long. It is a transcript of the gene ctsz, whose product is annotated as cathepsin Z. Gene Ontology annotation, cellular component: lysosome. The record is from RefSeq and is a predicted model, not a curated record. Gene Ontology annotation, molecular function: cysteine-type endopeptidase activity. Bases 116 to 1027 code for a protein of 303 amino acids. The transcript has 6 exons. NCBI's taxonomy places the organism in Eukaryota, Metazoa, Chordata, Actinopteri, Chaetodontiformes, Chaetodontidae.